UGACACAUCAGACAGAUCCCAUGUGGGCCCCACUUGUAUCUGCACAUCUUUCCUCUAUUACAACCUUAACAAUCUAAUAAUUCAUAAUGGGUUUCUUACAUAAUUUCAGAAAAUACCCAAAUUAGGUUAAAUUGGAGCAUGCAUUAGGGUUUAAUUUGAGAUAUGGUGAUAAAAUGUACAACUUGUUGUUUGAUUGAGUCUUGAACAACUGUAAAGAGGAAAACGAGAGGAAAUUCACACCCUCCCACCGAACGCUCAAUUUGAACGCGUGCAACUUUUUUACACGAAACCUUCUCUAUAUAAACGGACACAUGCUCAAGAAUUAUUUACUCGUAUCGAAAAAGAAUCAAGAAUAAUCAUCUUCUUCUCGAUCUUUUUUGCCUCAGAAUCUUUGAGAGAUGAAUCAGUUGGCUUUUGUGUUUGGCCUUCUAGGCAAUGUCGUCUCGUUCAUGGUUUUCCUUGCUCCAAUCCCAACAUUUUACCAAAUAUUCAAGAAAAAGUCAACGGAAGGGUUUCAAUCGGUGCCUUACGCGGUCGGGUUAUUCAGCGCGAUGCUGUGGAUAUACUAUGCGUUUCUCAAGCCCGAGACGACCCUUCUCAUCACUAUCAACUCAGUUGGUUGUGUCAUUCAGUCGGCAUAUAUUUGCUUCUACCUCUUUUUCGCCACCAAAAAUGCUAGGAUUCAAACUGUGAAGCUGAUUCUAUUGCUAAACGUGGUUGGCUUCGGUUUAAUAAUUGUACUAACUCAUUUCUGGGCAAACGACUCAAACCGAGACGAUGUUGUGGGAUGGAUUUGUCUUGUCUUUUCUUUGUGUGUCUUCGUCGCACCUUUAGGCGUUGUGAGACAAGUGAUACGUACAAAAAGUGUGGAAUACAUGCCGUUUCUUCUCUCGUUUUUCCUAACCCUAAGCGCUGUCAUGUGGUUCUUCUACGGCUUACUCCGUAAAGAUUACAACAUCGCUAUCCCUAAUGUUCUUGGAUUCAUGUUUGGUGUGAUACAAAUGGUGCUUUAUGUGAUGUACAAAAACCCGAAAAAAGUUGUGCAAGAAAAGAAACAGAAGCUUCCAGAAAUCGAAACACAAAUAAUUGUGAUUGAUGAAAAUAAAUUACCAGAAUUAAAAGAACAGAUUAUUGAUGUAAUGAAGCUUGGUGGAGCAUCUGUCGGAAUUAUUCCUCUGGUUCCGGUCAACGUGGACAACCAUAUUCUUGGAGUCGGAAAAGCUAUAAGAUGCCCGGUGUAA
Erythranthe guttata (spotted monkey flower) is the source of this 1241-nucleotide messenger RNA. The record is from RefSeq and is a predicted model, not a curated record. NCBI's taxonomy places the organism in Eukaryota, Viridiplantae, Streptophyta, Magnoliopsida, Lamiales, Phrymaceae.